GGAGACUAGCAAACAUCUAUUUGAAAAUGCGUGAACGAUCAGAUCGUACUGUCUAUCUCGUGUGACAUUGGUCUUAACGAGAGAUGAUAAUUCGCUGACGGACAUAGGGCUGAGGCUGAAAGCCAGUCUCGUUGCGAUUCGCUAUUUCUGUUUAAUGCCGCUGGCGUUUCUGUGAUGCUGUUGCUACUGCUGAUGUUACUGCUGUCUGAUUGUUUCUAAAACGGCUGCUGCUGGGUGACUGGCUGAAGUUGAUUUAGAAACGAAGUGGGACUACCACGAAGCGACGGAAACGAAGACGCAGUAAUGACGCCAUGCCUGCCAUAACUUUUCUACUACUGAUGCCUCAGCAAAAUCGGCUUACGCCAACGAACAGUUAAACGGCACGAACGUUUGAAUGGAAGUAUAACAACCGACUAAGAUGGAUUUGUUUAAACUUUUUUAUGCGAUCUUUCGUUUCGUAACUUGCUUAGAUUACAUCUCGUUGAAUCAUGUGAGUAGCUGUCGAGCAUUUCUACAAAGCGAUGCUUGAGACUUCUAGAGAGGUUUCCAGAAAAGUAAAGUAAAUGUUCACGUCUCGCGUACAUCCGGAAUGCAUGUUAUUGUCGUUCACCCAGCCUAUGACUGCUGCCAUUAGUUACUGCCUCGUCGUGGUAGAUGACUCAGCGAUCUCUGCUGAACGCUUGAGCAGGGGCGAUGGCGGCAGCGGGCGAAAUCUCGCGGGGGCCAGUCCCUCAUCAUACCGCUUUUUCUCGUUCCUCCGACAGCCAAGCGCUGACACCAUUAGACGUAGGGUAAUGGCAAUAGCGGUGAAGUCAUAGAGCCAUACUCGUAUACGCAAUCUACGACUGCUGUCGAUGCUGGCGCAGCGCUGGAAACGAGCUACUCUUAUCAAGAAACCUGCAGCUACGACGAGCUAUACUAGUCAACAGCGUCGGACGAGCGGGCACACACAGACGCGAUAAACGAGAACUACUACGUUGAGCCAUACAAAUCAGAUCAACAAUACCAGACCUGUGCGCGUCCUCUGAAUACGAUAUACACCUUUAUGGCAAUAUGAGAAUGCCAUCUGGCGUUUGUCUAUAGUCUAUAACCGUCAUAACUCAAGUUCAUGUUUAAGUUACCGCAUUACGCGUAUUUGCAGUGGAUGCUAUUACCGCUACCGCGGCCGCUUGUAAACGAGUCAUAGAGUUUAGUGUUUUUCUUGACACAAAUAUUCGGUUCGCCCCAGGCCUACACGUUUGGUAUCAGCAGCGUCGAACGCUUAUUCACGUAUUAUUUCAUUUGCUUCAAAGGAUUUAUUGAGAGGAGAACAUUGAAUUAAACCAGUUGUGUCACGAUCAACAUCGACCAAACCAGACGGCUUAAUUGUAUCUGGUGCUAUAAGUGGUUCACAUCUGGAGUUCUCUGCCGAGCAACCAGACUUGGUCGGAUGUUUCGAAUAUUCAAGACGUGUAUAGUGGUUCGUUAUUUAUUUGUGCGAGCUCAGUGACGCUACGAUCUAAAUCGUCUUCUCUGAAGAAUAAAUACUUACAAAUAAAGCGUUUAAGAUAGAGUAGGCGUGCGGUGCAGUUCUUGGAGAGUCGUAGACCGGCAGCUGGCCUCAAAGCAAGUUAGCGUCAUGGCUGGUACCCAUGCCCAGUCUGUCAGCUCCAACCAUUCGCAUUGACUGGGCCGCUUCUACGAUCGCCGUGGCUUUGCGCCAAACCGUCGAAAGUGAUCAAAGUGUGGGAAGUGGAGGACACACUGGUGAGGAAGGAGGGAGAGCAAAAAUGCCGUACCAGUUGGCGGCAAAGCUGAUUACCAUUCGAACGACUGUUAGGCCGGAAUUGCCUGAUCGCGUCAAGGAAGGUCUUCAACAGACGUUUCAGGAAGCGUCGCCCAACCAGUUCUCGCUGUGCUCCUUUCCAAACGUCAUCCAAGCUUUGGAGAGGCGAUUUCCGUCUAUUUUUCUAGUUCCCCAUUUCAGGGAACUUCUCAUUGCUCGAUUGCAGCACGUCGCUACAUGCAACGAAGGUUUGUUGUGUGCUGACGACUUUAUUGCGGUGAUGACGGAAUCUCUUACACACGACACAUCCAAUUGGGGUGGCAUGAAAACACCUAUUGGAGGGGGCCUGAUUGGCCUCGGCAAUUUACCCGAUCAAAUUACAAGCAAGCUUCUUAAAAGGGGCUUUGAUCUCAACGUGAUGUUGGUCGGACGGAGCGGUUUGGGGAAAAGUACACUUGUCGAUACGCUCUUUAAAGCCAAGGUAUCGCGUCGUUCAUCUCAGAAGAGUACGGAAGGUGAGGGCAUUGAAGAUCUUCCUCGAACAACGGAAAUCCACGCUGUGACCCAUGUUCUUGAGGAACAGAACGUGAAAGUGCGUCUUACUGUCACUGACACUCCGGGUUAUGGCGAUCAUCUUAACAACCAAAAUUGCUGGGUGCCAAUAAUGCAACAUAUAUCGGAACAGUAUGAAAGAUACCUGAUAGAAGAGCGUCAGGUUGUCCGAAAACGAAUUAUUCCUGACUCACGCAUUCAUGUGAUCCUCUAUUUCAUCGAGCCUUCCGGUCAUCGCCUUUCACAAUUAGACAUCGAAUGUCUCCGAAGACUUACACGCGUCGCGAACGUCAUUCCGGUGAUAGCCAAAAGCGAUACACUUACUUUGGAAGAACGUGUGCAGUUCAAGCACAGCAUUACCGAGGAUCUAAUCAGGAAUCAAAUUCAGGUCUAUCUGGGUGAUGAGGACGAGGGCGGUGUCAUGUGCAAAGACAUUGUACCGUUCUGUGUCGUUGGAUCAACUACACAACACGAAGUAGGUGGAAAAUUUGUGUUUGGAAGGGCGACUCGUUGGGGUGUCAUCGAAUGUGAGAAUAAGGCACAUUGCGAAUUUACCCAACUAAGAGAUCUACUAAUUAAGAGUAACAUGGGCGAUCUGGUGGAAAAGACACACUUUAUCCACUACGAAAACUUCCGCCAUCAGAGGCUGAAGAGCGGCGAGCCUGUUCUUAAAAUGCACCACAAUGGAAAUUCCCUCGAUCAUUGCAAUGAGUCCACAUUAUGAAAAGGAUAGAUAAUAACUGACGAGAGAGGGCCCUACAACAAUUAGACCCAAAAAACAGAGACACAAAAAAGUCAUGUGGAUCUAUUGGUGAUUGUCAAUUCAAGACAUUAGUGUACGAAACGAAAACUAACCGUUGAAAAGACAUUCUCAUUCCUAAGGACCGCCCAAGCUACGUAGAUUCUUCCCAAACCAGGCUAAAUCGUAGCCUCUAUGCAUUGAAGUUACGCGUUCUCAGCGUGCUGACGUACAGAGAAUCUGUAGCGGUUACAGAGCUAAACAAAAGUCAAACUAAACUUUAAAAGCGAACUCAUCAUAAUUAUUGGCUGAUAUUAAACAGCGAUCUGUAGGAAGACCUACGCGGCAAGUAUCACUAAAAGGAUGCAGAUUCAGCAAUUGCAAAAAAGUAUAGUAGAAUAUGAUAUAACAAGGUCAUCUAAACGAGCGUGUAAGUGUAAAAUCCUUACAUCUUUCAGCUAGUGGACGCAGUCCACUCAAGAAACUGUUUUUCGCGUGAGAUGAAUACUAGCCAUCAUCCUUUGUCUGGCUUUAAGCAGUUAGCUAUACACGAAGAUAUGUAUUCUGUUCAUCCACAGUUUUUACGACUAUCAUUUUCAAAUAUUAUCCGUCGUGGCUUAGAAGUGAAAUUUGCAAAUACCUUCAAAAAAUAAUUACCUCGAGAAACCAAUUACGAUAUAGGAAUUUUGUAGAUAAAAGCCUAUAUAACAGCUUCUCCGAGUGAGCAGCAGAUAUAGCCGUAUUAACGCGCACAUAGUGAACCGUUUGAGGCGAUAUCUCUGUUACUGGUGACAGCCGCAGAACGAAAACGAUUCCCCGACUGAGGGACGAACACUGCCGAUAGUGGGACCCCGAUUUUAUAUAAACCUAAAUGAGGCUGAGUUAACAUUAUAAUAUUUUUCAAUGCAAUUUGGUAAUCUAGAUUAAAGUUUCCGUGGUUUUUCUAAACGGAUAGAAAUUAAUAGACCAUAGCUUUGAUAUACGAAAACUACGUGAAUAGUUCUACGUAUACGCUCAAAUGCUCUGCUAAAAGAGUUCAGUGAAUGCUUUGAGAAUGUGCCCUAUAAGAAUGUAACGAGGUAACUGAGAAAACGUUUUGUCGUGGAUGUAUUAUUAUCAUUAUUUCAAUGGCGAUAGUUAUAGUUAUUAUUUUCAUUUGUUUUUGCUGUAACCUUAUUUAUGCAAGGACUGUUUGAAGGUGUAAUUGGCGUUGAUGAUAGUACAACAUGAUAUGGCAAAUGGUUAGGCUAUUUAAUGGAAUCUGAUGUUGUUGAUGUCAAAAAACUAUAUUAAUUUAUGACAUUUUUCAUUGUUUCGACGCCACAACCCGAAUCUGUUUGCCAAAAUUAAUAACGUCGCACUUAAAUUGAUUCAAGAUUGCCACGCAGUGUUUUGUCACCGUCUUGAAUUCCAUAAGCGUGCCAGUGUGAACAUCCCUCGCUUUUAGUGGAUGCGUUAUAAAUAUGUGCCAUUAUUUUUAACAAUACAACGUUCUGUUGUUUGUUUUUUACGCUAUAUGAAUUGAUCUGUGUUUGUGAAGUCUCAUUAGAUGAGACAGAAAAACAGCAAGCUUUGGAUUUUUGUUUAGUGCGUUGUUGACAUUAAGAAGUUUAGCAUUUUUAUGUUUCGCACUGUGACGUCUCUAUUUAGCUGCGCAUAUAAACAAAAGGCAAUACAUGAUGAACACAGAGCUCGUUGUACAAGUAAAUAUCAGAGAAAACACAAGAGGCCAUGCUCAUCACGUUCGAAAGAACUGUGCAAACGAUCUUUACGCCAGGCAUGUUUAUUCGAUUCAGAAGAAUAAAUUUACUAAACAGUUUAAGGAUAUUGAGAGGAAAUUUCAGCUAUAUAUGCCACAUACCUUUGAUAACUAAUAUAUCGUGAGAAAAAAUAAAACGCAGCUGUAAUGAACAUAAUGUAAUUACAAAAAAAGAAGAAGGAAUGAUGUGAAAAAAUAAAUUUAUACAUACAUUUAAGCUAGAAUGAGCAUCGAAGUUUCUACGAUCUCAGCAAAAACGUAUGGAAACAAUAAAUCUAAUGCCAGUAAGCAAAAUAGCGUGCAUAUAUUUAUAUAUACAUAUGUUUCUUUUUU
Varroa destructor (honeybee mite) is the source of this 5148-nucleotide messenger RNA. RefSeq names its product neuronal-specific septin-3-like. Lineage: Eukaryota; Metazoa; Arthropoda; Arachnida; Mesostigmata; Varroidae. Gene Ontology annotation, molecular function: GTP binding. The record is from RefSeq and is a predicted model, not a curated record.